This is a messenger RNA of Eimeria necatrix, 1506 nucleotides long. RefSeq lists its product as hypothetical. The coding region runs from base 1 to 1506 and encodes 501 amino acids. The transcript has 2 exons. Lineage: Eukaryota; Apicomplexa; Conoidasida; Eucoccidiorida; Eimeriidae. The record is from RefSeq and is a predicted model, not a curated record.
AUGCCAGAGGUCAAUGAGUGGAGUGAAGUAGGAGGGCCAGGAGAUACUGUGAUUCCAAGCACCAGCCAUACAACUACAGGGAAGUCGCCGCAAAACAAAGGUGGUUCAUUUGUUGCAACCGACGGUCUAGCAGCUGAGUUUCCUCAGUUUCAAUCAUUCGCAGGCCACAACAAGCCACCUUUCAUGCUGCAGCUUUUGGGAGACUACUUGGUUUCUGUCAGUACAACGGAAACAAUCACUUGGAGAGUCGGCUCCUCACUGCUGAACGCAGCAGCAGAUCUCGCGCCUUUAGGUGGCAUUGGCCUGCUGCAGCCGUUUAAGGAGCGACCAGCUUCGUCAACUCAUAUGGUGGCCGACUCCAACUCCAAAAACGAGGAGAAACAUAUGCUACAAGAUACUCAUUGUGAGCAAAGUGCGCUACCACAACCCCAAGAGCCACCGCGAGCUCAUCCGCAGCCGUUGAACCACCCUUUGCAGCUGCCACUACAAGCAGCACAAGAAACACUUUGUCCAAUAGCAGCUCCCUGCUCCUCAAGCGAAGCCACUGUGCCUCCGUCGUUCUCCCGAGUUGGAGGUAAUGAGCUGCUUCAUUGUGCCACGCCGAAUCUUGCCAGCGCUUCAGCCACAGGCGGUUCUGUUGCUGAAGCUGCUCCUGCUGCUGUCUCUGGAGAUGCCGAAGCUCCAGCCUCCGCCGCAUCUCCAGUGGUGGCUAGUGCUUCUCAGACAAAACAGACUGAGGAAGAAGCUUCUGCUCGUGCCGAUGCGGUGAGUAGAGGACCACAGACUGGGCUGCGCACAGUUUCACCUGACUUAAGGGGCAAGCUACCGGAAAGUGGAGAGAGCGAUACACUAGGAAACAAGGAUGCUCCGAAUGCCGAAGUUUUCCGCGGGGUUCUUGAGUGGUGUGCACCUAUUGAGGCCAGCUUAGAGUCUGGAAGACUAUUGGCUGUGUCACAACAGCAACAGGAGCCAACAGCUCAACUAAGUAGCAUUGUAGACGGCGCCGUUGCACGCCAUGUAAUUGGCACUGCGGUAGCAGACUGCCGCAGUGGCUGCCUGUGGAGGCCUUUAAAAGGUGUCCUGGCUCAUGCUGUUGGCCGAUGGGUUCUGAUAGAAAGGCUCUCCACCCCUUCACCAUCCCAGGACGGCAAGUGUCUUGGCCUUCUUCCUGCAUUGUUGGAGCGCACAGCAUUUGCGCGCCUCCAGCAGCAAGAACUGUCAGCAGAAUCCCCCAGGCGAAGAGGAGCAUCACUUCACAGGCAACAACGGCAGUUGGAACUGCUACGACAGUGCGGUGCAGUGGCGCACAUGCCCCGAAUCUCGGUCUUGAGGCAUCCAAUAGUUGGACGCACGAUCUCAUUCUCCAUCGACAUCAAGGCCCGCAUAGCCGCUACCAUCAGCGGUGAGGUAUUUUCAUGGCUUCUGGACCCUUUCCAACGACUCCCUGAUUCCAUCGUUUCAGUGUACCGCACUUGCAAGAGCGUAACGCAUACACGCCUAAGAUGA